AUGUACCCUUUAAGUGAUUAUUUGAUCCUUUCCAGACAUUGGUUCACUGCUUGGCUCUGUGUCUUCUAUUGCCUCAAGAUUGUCAAGAGCACCCAUUCCCUCUUCCUUUGGUUCAAACUGAAGUUAUCAUGGCUAGUACCACGGCUUAUUGCAGGAACUUUGGUUGUUUCCUUGUUUAUUGCUUUUUCAAUGUUCUUCUCUCUCCUUAGAGAUGUCCAAAGCAACAUGACAAUGAUUAAUUCAAAAAUUAGUACAGAAAUAUUACGGAAUCGUACUGUUGAUGUGCCUAAAAUCUUCUUUUUAAUUGCUGGCUCUGGUUCACCCCUUCUCGUGAUUUUAAUUUGCUCCAUCUUAGUUGUGGCCUCACUCUGUAAACACAUCUACCGGAUGAAGUGUAAAGAGCACUAUUCCAGGAGCAUCCAAACGAAAGCUCAUGUCAAGGCAGCUGGGACUGUGCUCUCCAUCCUCUUCCUUUACAUUUCCUUUUAUAUGGUGCAGACCUUGUCUAUGACUAUAACUAUGGGAAAAACUGAAGGGACCUUUCUCACAAUAGUGGUGAUUGCAUAUCCCUCUGCUCAGGCUUAUAUACUGCUACUGGUUAAUCCCAAAUUAAACCAGGCAGUUAAUCAGAUGCUUCCAAGAAGAGUCACCUAA
Messenger RNA from Anolis sagrei ordinatus, 654 nucleotides. Its product is annotated as taste receptor type 2 member 1-like. Gene Ontology annotation, biological process: sensory perception of taste; G protein-coupled receptor signaling pathway. Gene Ontology annotation, molecular function: bitter taste receptor activity; G protein-coupled receptor activity. NCBI's taxonomy places the organism in Eukaryota, Metazoa, Chordata, Lepidosauria, Squamata, Anolidae. Gene Ontology annotation, cellular component: membrane. The record is from RefSeq and is a predicted model, not a curated record.